This is a messenger RNA of Penicillium canariense, 1155 nucleotides long. RefSeq lists its product as uncharacterized. The record is from RefSeq and is a predicted model, not a curated record. Lineage: Eukaryota; Fungi; Ascomycota; Eurotiomycetes; Eurotiales; Aspergillaceae. The coding region runs from base 1 to 1155 and encodes 384 amino acids. The transcript is spliced from 4 exons.
AUGAUCCCACAGGCUCAAUAUCCUACCGGCACUCGAACUGCCCUGCCUCUCGCGCUGGGCGUGUGGCAUGCCUGGGACCUAGAAAUGAGGCUAGCGAACGCCAGAACAUCGAUUUCAUGGACUCCUCAGAAUCACAAUAGUGUCUCAAAACUGGAAACUACUACUAGCCCACUCAACGAUUCCUCCAACCUGGAGGAGCAAACUAACGAGUUAUUGCGAGACAUCGCGAAUACAACCCUUGGCUUCGAGCGGGUAUUUGCAAUUGGCUUUAGCGAUCGAAUGGACAAACGCGAUGCUAUGACCACUGGCGCCUCCCUGCUAGACAUGGACUUGGAAUGGAUCGAAGGUGUCCGCGCCAGCGAAAUGAACGACAAGGCAUACCCAGCCUCCAUUUCCAGUAUCGUGGCAAAUAAAAUCCGCACCGCGCUCAUCUUCGAAGACGAUAUUGACUGGGACGUGACGUUGAAGGCUCAACUAAAAGAAUUUGCCCGGGGAGCAUGCGCCAUCCAAGACACCGAGACAUCCCACUCUCCCUACGGCGACAACUGGGACACACUCUGGCUCGGCUCGUGUGCGAUGCGCUCCCGCGACGCGAGCCGCCUUUACAUGAUUCCGAAUGAGCCUACUGUCCGCCCAGUCUCCCACCGCGGAGACUUCUGGUGGCCCGACUUUUCAGACCGGCGAGACAUGCAGCACUCACGCUUCGUGCUGGACGGUGCGGACGGGCUCUGCACACUAGCCUACGCAGUCACCUACGAUGCAGCGCGCAAGAUCCUUGCCACGCUCUCGCUAGAGCCGAAUAACAGCCCCUUCGACAUGAAUCUGAACGGUCUCUGUGAUAGCGAGAGAAAAGGGGUGCAUUUCCGGUGUCUGGCGCCGUAUCCGCCACUUUUCAAUUCGUGGCGCAAGGCUGGGUCCAGUUUUCGGGAUUCGGAUAUCGUGGAUUUGGGGGAUGAGUGGCACGAGGCGUUUUCGAGUGGAAUUACUUACAGCACUAUGCUGAAUGCUAAGCGUUUGGUCGAUGGGGCGAAGACCGCAACGGCACAGUGGCCGGAUGUGGAGGUCCAGGAGAUGGAUUUUGAGAAGUUCGAGUCGCCGAAAGGGAGUCUGAUUUCUCUGAAUGGGGAUACUGAGUUGGGGGGGGGGGGAAGGUGA